Pocillopora meandrina is the source of this 870-nucleotide messenger RNA. The record is from the annotation of a GenBank genome assembly. Lineage: Eukaryota; Metazoa; Cnidaria; Anthozoa; Scleractinia; Pocilloporidae.
AUGAGUAAUUGGUACUGGUUGACGGCAUGGUUGCCUUCAUUAUUAGCUAUUAUUGGAAAUGGCCUCGUGAUUUAUUUGAUUCGUUCACGUCCUAGACUGCGCACCUUACAAAACAGAUUCGUUCUGUCGCUCGCAAUAGCUGACUUCUGUGUUGGGACGUGUUAUUACCCAGGACAUGUAAUAUGCAACUAUUUGCUCGACUCAAAGUGCAAUGUGAUGAUUAGAGAUGACAUUGCAGUGUACAUGAUCUACUCUUCUGUGUCCAAUCUGUGCGCCAUGGCUAUCGACAGGUACAUCGCCAUUGUCAGACCUUUACGCUACUUAACACUCAUGACGACUACACGCGCAAAAAUACUGACGACAAUAGCAUGGAUGAUUCCGAUGGUAGUCUACUUUAUUCCCGCCAUUUGUGUCAGCCUGAAAUUGUUUAGCAUAAACUUUAAGAUAAGUGUGGUAAUCUGGACCACGAUCUUCGAAUUUAUUCCGUGCACGUUGUUGUUGCUUGCUACCAUGCAGGUUAUCAUUAUCUCGAAGAGGCAUCGCCGAAGAGACGCAAACUUCUCUCAGUUAACUCUUCGACAAAAAGCUUCGACAUCAGUGAUUGGAUCAGUUGUGGCUAUUUUUCUUCUUUGCUAUGCUGUAGAGGUUUACAGCUCGUUUUGUCAUUUUACAUCAUUGUGUACUCCAAAUGAUGACAUAUACAACGCAGUGCGUUUUCUCAUUAUUGUUAAUUCGGCCGCAAAUCCUAUCGCUUAUGCGUUGUUCAAGAGAGACAUGAAGAGAGAACUUGAUAAACUUAUCUGCAAAAACUCUUUCACGAAACCAAGCCUUUUGUCGAGACGUAGUAAUGAAAGAUCGACCAGUCUUUGA